AUGCACCCCUUCAUACGAUCCCCUCGUCUACUCUCCUUACAGAUGAAGCAAUUCUUCAAGAACUUGCCUAGCGUUCGCCGAUUUUCUCUUUCUGCUACUUCGCAGGCGCCUCCUCAGUCGCCACAGAGCUCCUCGAUCCAACGUUGGGAAGACAGCGAGGAACUCAUAGCAGACUAUGACCCUUCCGUGAACGGGUACUACCCACUCAAGCUUGGGGAUGUACUUGGAGGACACUACACCAUCGUCCAAAAGUUAGGAUGGGGUGUGUACUCGACCGUGUGGCUUGCCAAGGACCAACGCCACUGGCACGAAUACCCGACCUUCCAUGCGCUCAAAGUUAUGACCAGAGUCGCUACAGAAGCCCAGAGCAAGCUUCACGAGCUUGAUUUCCUGCAGAAAAUGCAUAUCGAAUCCCCGCAGCAUCCUGGAUAUGCGCAUGUUGUCCAUCUUAAAGACCAUUUCUAUCAAGAUGGUCUCUCCGGGCGUCACCUCUGCCUGGUCAUGGACCCAUUGCUAGAGGAUCUGCGCGUGUUUUCCCUGCGUUGGAGGCAUCGCCUCAUGCCAUUGCCCGCAGUCAGGUGCUUCGCUCGUCAAAUUAUCUUGGGCUUGCGAUACCUCCACGAUGAAUGCAACAUCAUACACACAGACAUCAAACCUGCCAAUGUCCUACUCGCUCCACCGGGCGACCAGUCAUCGUUCUUCGCCAACGUGGGCCUUGACGCUGACGUUGAGACUUCAGACGCCAAGGGCCCGAACGGUGCCGUAGUCACUCGCGUCCGCAGCACGCCCAUCCCAUAUCCCAUGUCUGACUGGGCCCAGAAGCCGGAGUCCGUCGAGUCGUGGCGGGCAGUUCAGGCCCAGAUUGGCGACGUAGGGGUCGCCUGCUGGGCGGACAAAGUCUCCGAACAUUUCACAGAGAUAAUUCAAACCCCAGCAAUGCGCGCCCCGGAGGUUGCCCUCGGUUCUGGCUGGGGCAAACCCGCCGACGUCUGGAGUCUGGGAUGUACGCUGUACGAGCUGUACAUGGGCCGUUCCCUCUUCGCACCGACCAUUAGUGAUCUGGCCGUGCCGACUGUGCACGCUAUUGCCUUUGGACAGUAUCCGCCCCAGCUUGUGCAGCGUGCAAAGCAUCGGGACAUGUUCUUUAAACCAGACGGCACCUUGAAGAUUGCUGUCGAGGGAACGGCGUCCUAUGCAAAUCUUAUCCGCAAGCGGAACGCGCCGGACGCGGCUGCCUUCAUCGACUUCCUGGAGCGCACCUUCGCUUUGGAACCCGCUGAGCGCGCGACGUGCGGCGAGCUGCUCUCCCACCCUUGGCUCAAUAUGUAG
Trametes versicolor FP-101664 SS1 is the source of this 1329-nucleotide messenger RNA. RefSeq names its product kinase-like protein. The transcript has 7 exons. Lineage: Eukaryota; Fungi; Basidiomycota; Agaricomycetes; Polyporales; Polyporaceae. The coding region runs from base 1 to 1329 and encodes 442 amino acids. Gene Ontology annotation, biological process: spliceosomal complex assembly; regulation of mRNA processing; protein phosphorylation. The record is from RefSeq and is a predicted model, not a curated record. Gene Ontology annotation, molecular function: ATP binding; protein kinase activity.